Messenger RNA from Lathyrus oleraceus (garden pea), 235 nucleotides. RefSeq names its product ATP synthase small subunit 6-A, mitochondrial. Bases 68 to 235 code for a protein of 55 amino acids. NCBI's taxonomy places the organism in Eukaryota, Viridiplantae, Streptophyta, Magnoliopsida, Fabales, Fabaceae. The transcript has 2 exons. The record is from RefSeq and is a predicted model, not a curated record.
AUUGUAUAAACAAAUGAAACGCUAAUAGAUCUACUAGGAAGAAGAGAGAGCGUAGAAGCUGAGAAAAAUGAGGAAGUUCGAUCCAUGGCCAGUUUUCUUCAAGCGAGAAUGGAAGAAGAAUUGGCCUUUUGUUGUUGGAUUCGCUAUCACAGGAACUAUAAUCACCAAGUUUUCCCUUGGUUUAACUGAGGAGGAUGCCAAAAACUCCAAAUUCGUUCAAGCCCACAAGAGGUAA